Molecule: messenger RNA, 1210 nt
Organism: Phanerochaete carnosa HHB-10118-sp
Lineage: Eukaryota; Fungi; Basidiomycota; Agaricomycetes; Polyporales; Phanerochaetaceae
Exons: 3
Coding region: 386-1210 (274 amino acids)
Molecular function (GO): DNA binding
Source: RefSeq, a predicted model, not a curated record
GUUACGACACAGCGGCAAGGUCCUGCAUUACUUUGACUGCUCCCGCGGGGAAAGGCCGUGGCUGUUCUUAGAUCGCCUGCGAUGAAUUCUCAGAGCGGCUGGUGCACCUCUCUUGAGGGCCGUAAAGGAAGUUCGGUCCCCGGCUACUACGUUCUAUGGCCAUCCAUCCAAGUCGGCAAUGGUUUCGGAGGUGUAGAUACCUACGGGACCGUGGGUGCCUGCCUCGCCAUCGUAUAUAGGCCAUACAACUCCACCAGUCCAAGACAGCUGCGUCUCCGAUACACCAGCGCCGCCCCCCUAGCUUCCUCCUCCAGUGUCGCUGCCCGUACACUAGCAAUACUCACUGCGUCGUCGUCGUCAGCACAGAUCUGCCCCCUGACACACCAUGUAUUACGCACCAGCACAGGACACCCAACGGCCGACGCAUCCCCGCCUCCACGUCAGGGACGCGAAGGAUGCGCACACCGUGUUCGAGGCCGUCCGGUUAGGGAUGUUAAAGCCCGUCGUCCGCCGCUUGAACGAACUCGAACGGGCGACGUACAUCCAGUCUGGGGCGAUCUUCGUCUGGGAAGAGAGCGAUGAUGAAAUGGGCCUCAAACGGUGGACCGACAAUCGAGCGUGGUCCCAGAGUCGGAUGAGAGAGCCCUACUUGUUCUAUGACGAAAAGAUCUCGACCGACGAGCCUCAGCCGCCAGCAGACCAAAAUGUCAAGUCGUACCGCUUUGUCGAUGGCCCCUCGAGGACAUGGUCUUCGUCCGCGCAGUCACAUUACGAACGCAGCGAAAAGCAGCCCCUCGGGCUGGUGAAGCAGGCGUACUCGGCCUGGGUCAUCGACUCUGUGAAUGCGAAACCUAGGAAGUGGCACUUGACUGCGUACUUCACCUACUCCGACCUGCCGAGCAUCCCCACUCCCGACCAGGACCAAUCGUUGCGAACGAUAUCGGUUCCACCAGGCAUCUACAGGAGCGGCAAGGCGCGGUCGCGCACUUCUGACGCUACGUCAUCGACGGGGUCAUCGCCGCCGCGCGCCAUAUCUCCCGUAUCAAGCUCGCCCACUCGAACGCGUACAGACAGCAUUGUCUUGCCUUCGUUGCAUUCCGCCAUCCAGCCAUCGCAGAUGAACGGACAUGGGCAACAUCGACAACAUAGCGCACGACUUGCUGAGGAUCAGAGGAUGAUACAGAUGUUGAAUUCCAGGCCCAUUUUGUAG